Diatraea saccharalis (sugarcane borer) is the source of this 4786-nucleotide messenger RNA. NCBI's taxonomy places the organism in Eukaryota, Metazoa, Arthropoda, Insecta, Lepidoptera, Crambidae. The record is from the annotation of a GenBank genome assembly.
AUUUUGUGAAUAUUCAGUCGUCGUGUGCCGGUUUCUAAGUUUUUGAGUAUCAUUUUCUCUUUCAAACCUCAGUUUAUUUAAAAAAAGUUAAACAAGAUGCAUCCUGAAGCGACAUUAACUCUUAUACAAAUAUUAGAAAAGACUAUAUCACCAGACAGAAAUGAGUUGGAAGCAGCAGAGAAAUACUUGGACCAUGCAGCAGCUACAAACUUCACAACCUUUAUCAAAAUGCUAUCAGAUGUAUUGGUUCAAGGAGGUAACAGCCAAGUGGCAAGAAUGGCUGCAGGAUUACAGCUCAAAAACCACCUUACCUCUAAAGAUCCCACAAUGAAACAACAGUAUCAACAAAGAUGGCUUGCACUUCCAGAAGAUAUAAGACUCUAUAUAAAAAAGAAUAUACUAGCAGCUAUAGGAACAGAAAAUAGUAGACCCAGUUCAGCAGCUCAGUGUGUAGCAUAUGUAGCAGUUGCUGAAUUAGCAGUUGGUCAAUGGAAUGAUUUGAUUCCCAUGCUUGUAGAAAAUGUUGUAAAUGCACAAUCAACAGAGUUGAAAAAAGAAGCGACUUUAGAAGCAAUUGGUUACAUCUGUCAAGAAAUUGAUGCAGAAGUUUUAACAGAACAAAGCAACCCAAUUUUAACUGCUAUCAUCCAUGGGAUGCGGUCUACUGAACCUAGUAAUCAUGUUCGCCUUGCUGCAACACAAGCACUGCUCAACUCUCUAGAAUUUACCAAAGCAAACUUUGACAAAGAAAAUGAAAGAAACUUUAUAAUGGAAGUAGUAUGUGAAGCAACACAGUCCAGUGACAUGAGAAUCAGUGUUGCUGCUCUUCAGUGUUUGGUCAAAAUUUUGUCUUUAUAUUAUCAAUAUAUGGAACCAUAUAUGGGACAAGCUUUGUUUCCAAUCACUUUAGAGGCUAUGAAAUCUGACAUAGAUGAAAUCUCUCUUCAAGGCAUUGAAUUUUGGUCUAAUGUAAGUGAUGAAGAGAUUGAUCUAGCAAUUGAGGAAGCAGAAGCAGCUGAUGCUGGUCGACCACCAGUCAGAACUUCAAGAUUCUAUGCCAGAGGAGCUUUACAAUACCUUGCCCCUGUUCUUAUGCAGAAAUUAACAAAACAGGAUGACUCAGAUGAUGAAUUAGAAUGGAAUCCAUCUAAAGCUGCAUCAGUUUGCUUAAUGCUGCUAUCAAAUUGCUGUGAAGAUGAAAUUGUACCACAUGUACUGCCCUUCAUCAAUUCUAAUAUUAAAAACGAAAAUUGGAGAUAUAGAGAAGCUGCCUUAAUGGCAUUUGGUUCUAUACUUGGUGGCUUAGAAGCAACGAGUCUCAAACCCUUGGUUGAAAAUGCAAUGCCAACUUUGAUUGAUGCUAUGUAUGAUACCAGUGUUGCUGUAAGAGACACAGCUGCCUGGACAUUUGGCAGAAUAUGUGAAAUUGUCCCAGAAGCAGCCAUCAAUGACACUUAUCUCAAACCAUUAUUAGAAAGUCUUGUAAAUGGUUUGAAAGCAGAACCACGAGUAGCAGCUAAUGUUUGCUGGGCUUUUACUGGAUUAGCAGAAGCAGCAUAUGAAGCAGCAGAUAGUGACGACACCAAUCAACCAAAAACAUACUGUAUGUCAACAUACUUUGAUUUUAUUGUCCAGCGGCUCUUGGAAACUACUGACCGCCAAGAUGCAGCCCAGCAUAAUUUAAGAUCUGCUGCUUAUGAAGCACUCAUGGAAAUGGUUAAAAACUCUCCUAGUGAUUGUUAUGUCACAGUUCAAAAAACAACAAUGGUUAUAUUAGAAAGACUACAACAAGUCUUGCAAAUGGAAAACCAUAUUUCAAGCCAAGCUGACCGCUCUCAGUUUAAUGAUCUACAAAGUCUUUUGUGUGCUACUUUACAAUCGGUAUUACGCAAAGUCACUCCCGAAGAUGCGCCUCAGAUAUCUGAUGCUAUCAUGACUGCUCUUUUGACAAUGUUUGCUGGAAAUGCUGGCAAGGCUGGAGGUGUACAAGAAGAUGCUCUUAUGGCAGUGUCUACUCUUGUUGAAGUUCUAGGUGAAGGUUUUCUAAAAUAUAUGGAUGCUUUUAAGCGAUAUCUCUAUGUUGGUCUUAAAAAUCAUCAAGAAUACCAAGUAUGUGUUGCUGCCGUUGGAGUCACAGGAGAUAUUUGUAGAGCUCUAAGAAGUAAGGUGCUACCCUAUUGUGACGAAAUAAUUUAUCUCUUGUUGGAGAAUCUUGGUGAUCCUUCAAUCCAUCGUUCAGUCAAGCCACAGAUUUUGUCAGUAUUUGGAGAUAUUGCUCUUAGUAUUGGCCCUGAUUUUGCCAAAUAUUUCGAUGUUGUCAUGCAAAUGUUGCUGCAGGCCAGCAAUGCCCAAGUUGACCGCAAUGAUUAUGAUAUGGUAGAAUAUUUGGGUGAACUUCGAGAAAGUGUCCUGGAAGCUUACACCGGCAUCAUACAAGGAUUAAAGGGUGUGGACGGUGAGGUUCGGUCGGACGUCGCAUUGGUGGAGCCUCACGUGCCAGCCAUCGUGAACUUCAUGAUCCAAGUGGCGUGCGAGCCGGAGCGUACAGACGGCCACAUGUCCGCGAUCGCGGGCCUCACCGGUGACCUCUGCACGGUGUUCGGCGCGCGCAUGCUGCCGCUGCUCGAGACGCACCCGCUGCUGGACCUGCUGCAGGCGGCGAGGCGCUCGCGCACACCCCGCACCAAGGCGCUGGCCAACUGGGCCACUAAGGAGAUACGCAGGCUCAAGCAGCAGACGCCGCUCACUAGCUGAUUUGAAACUUCAUGGUACCGCACUGAUGUAACGCAAAUUCAAACAACUUAUUGCUGGUAAUUUAAAAUGCAUUAUAUUGGCAGGUCGUGAUUACAUGAGGUAACACUUAUGUCAUUUUGUUAACCUUAUGGCGUUAGGUGCAUUUAUUUUCUUGCUCAAUGCUUCUCUAAUAGAAUAUUACUGAUUUGUUUAAUCAAAAUUAUUUUUGUCUCAUAAAAUAAUUCAACGGAAUCAUUACGAUUUAAACCAAUGUAAAUUUCUGCAUAUUGGAAAAUUAUCUGAUGAUUGUAUGAUAUAAUUUUAAUAUUUAUGAUUUAAUAAUAUUAAAUCGAUGCACCUACUGCAUAGUUAAAAACUAUAAAAUUGCCUGGCCAUAAUUAUCUCACAAUAAUCUUAAAUAAAAAAGCAUUUUUUCCUAUUUGGUAUUAUAAAUACAGACAGUGGCUGUGGUAUCUUUACUUAUAUGAAAUAAAAGUGAUAUUAUGGAAGAUGAUAGUAUGAAAGUUGAAGUAUGUUAAUUUAGGCAUGCACAUGUGCAAGGGACUGUGAAUUUUAUAAAUUAUUAUUCUUUCGUAAGAUGUAUGAAAGGUUGAAAUGUUCGAAUAAGUAUGAUCGGUUGAUGCGUGCUUGAUUAUUGCAGAUAUUUUGUAAACUUAGGCAUGUGUUAAUGUUGUUGAAAGUCGGUGUAAUGUAUAAGAUUCCGUCAACAUUGUAAGAGACGAAGGACGCCAUAUUGGUGAUUAUUGCUUUCUAUUCAUCACAAUUAAUUUGAUCGUGUGCGUUACUAUACAUAAUGGUUUCCGUUUCGUUUUAUUACACAUUAACAUUCGCUGGUCGUUCUAAUAAUGUUAUAUUUUUUGUUUACUAAUUCCACUAUGUAUUGUCUACUUUUCGUCUCAGAUUUAUGUGAUGAACAGAAAGUUAUGCCUUCUAAUCUCAUCGUUGCGUUAUUUGUACAUAUGUAAUUAAAAGUUCUUUUCCAAUGUUAAUAGAGCGGCAAUUAAUUAUUGACCAUACUAUAGUUAUAAUGUGUAAAAUUAAAUGAUUUUUAUAAGGUACACAAACAUUACAGUAUCUACAUUGUAAAAAAAAAUACACUUAAUUCUGAAUUAUUGAAAUUCCAGCAUGAAUCUCCAAUUUGAUAUUGAUGUUAAUGAUGGUGCUUACUGUGAAGUCCCACUAUUUUAAAUAAAGAUAUAGGACUGAAGUUUUGGGUCUACAUAUAGACUAUCCCAAACGUGGAUUUUUAUGAGAGCAUUGAUCUAGCGAAACUAACUGCCUGCAUCACAGUAACACAAAAUACAGUUAAGAGCUAGUAAAACUUCAUUCCGAAUUAUAUUAAGAAAAGUUUUGUAAUGGUAAUUUUUGUUUGCAAAUUAUCCAAUGAUAAUAAAUGCUGUGCCAUUAAAUUUUGUAAACUUAACAUAUGUAAUUUGAAUCCGUCAAUAACCAUUAAGGAAAUUAUAAAAAAAAAAUAUCAGAACGAAAUCAAUUUGCACUUACGUAUAUUAAGAUGGUUAUUAAACAAAAUAUACAUUACAGUGGUGAAGGACCUUAAAUAUUUGACAGCAAUAAAUAUUUUGAAUCUGUAACUGAGUGUCUGCUAGUCUGUGAGCAUCACUGACAGGGAUGAUGUUUGCGCGAAUUAUGCAAGAUUUUUUAUGAGAUGUGUAUUAAUACUUAUCUGGUCUGUGUUACUGCAUAAAUGGAAGUGUUUAUAUAUUUUAUGUACACAUUUUAAAGGUAAUUUUGGAAGUUAAGUAUUAAUAGUUUUAUCAGAAUUCCGAAACAUGUAUGUACUCUAUUUUUAGUAUGAUAGGAGGAGUAUGUGUGAGGACUAGUGCCAUGCCAUGAAAGGUUCUGAUUUAGAAUCAUAGGCAUCCAGUCGAUGAAUACCACCCACUUUUCCUGCGCGAAUCAAAAAUCAACAAUCAUUUUGUUAACUUACUAGUUUUUGGUUUGACUACUAUUACUGAUUACUAUGUAAACUGUUCUAUGGUAAUAAAACAUUUAGAAGUUAUACAACUUGUUU